This is a messenger RNA of Knipowitschia caucasica, 960 nucleotides long. NCBI's taxonomy places the organism in Eukaryota, Metazoa, Chordata, Actinopteri, Gobiiformes, Gobiidae. The record is from the annotation of a GenBank genome assembly.
AUGAAACUGUUCCUCGCACUUCGUAAUGUCGCUGGUUUCAGAAGUGCGUUUGACUUUGGUGCGCGGGACGUGGCGCACUGGUUCCCAGGACACAUGGCAAAAGGGCUGAAACAGAUGCGAGCAAAUCUGAAGAAUGUGGACUGCGUUAUAGAAAUACACGACGCCAGAAUUCCAUUUUCGGGGAGAAACCCAGUGUUUCGAGAAACUUUAGAUGUCAAACCACACCUCCUUGUUUUGAACAAGAUGGACCUGGCGGACAUGUCACAGAAACAGAGAAUACAGAAUCAGAUGCACAGAAAAGGAGUCCAAAAUGUUCUCUUCACAGAUUGUCUGAAACAGAGAGAUGACAAUGUUAAAAAGCUGGUUCCAAAAGUGAUGGAAAUUCUUACAGACACUCCACGUUUCAACAGAGAUGAGAAUGUUGAUUAUUGUUUAAUGGUUAUUGGCGUUCCAAAUGUGGGAAAGUCAUCUCUGAUUAACUCAUUGAGAAGAACGUAUUUAAAAAAAGGUCGAGCAUCACGAGUUGGAGGAGAGCCAGGCAUAACUAGAGCCGUUCUGACUAAAAUACAGGUUUGUGAACGACCAAUGAUGCAUUUGUUGGACACUCCAGGAGUCUUGCCUCCAAAAAUAGAUGAUGUUGAAACAGGAAUGAAGUUGGCUUUAUGUGGUACUAUACUGGACCAUUUAGUUGGAGAAGACCUAAUUGCAGAUUACUUACUUUAUUCUUUGAACCGUCAACAAAAAUUCAAUUAUGUUGAAAGAUAUGACCUUGAAGAACCCUGCGAUGACAUCCAACAAAUCCUAAAACGUAUUGCAGUGAAACUUGGAAAGACUCAAAGAGUUAAAGCCAUUACUGGAGUCGGAAAUGUGACCAUCACUGUCCCAAACUACAAUGCUGCAGCGUAUGAUUUUAUCAGAGCUUUUAGAAAAGGAGAACUAGGACGAGUGAUGCUGGACUGA